GGGCCCCGCGAGCAGGCGCGCAACGCGAGCUGCCCGGCAGGGGGCAGGCCCGCGGACCGCCGCUUCCGGCCACCCACCAACCUGCGCAGCGUGUCACCCUGGGCUUACAGAAUUUCCUAUGACCCGGCAAGGUUCCCUAGGUACCUGCCUGAAGCCUACUGCUUGUGCCGGGGCUGCCUGACUGGGCUUUUUGGGGAGGAGGACUUCCACUUCCGCAGCACCCCAGUGUACAUGCCUGCUGUCAUCCUGCGCCGGACCUCUGCCUGUGCGGGCGGUCGCUCAGUGUACAUGGAGGACUACGUCACCAUCCCAGUGGGCUGCACCUGUGUCCCUGAGCAGGAGAAGGAUGCAGACAGCAUCAACUCCAGCAUCGACAAGCAGGGUGCCAAGCUGCUUCUUGGCCCUAACAACAAGCCGUCUAGCCCCUGAAGGACACCUGGGAAGGGUUGGGGGAAGACUUGGUCAGCUGCCUGUGCACAGUACACAUGCAAGGAAAAUGGACCCAGCCCAAUAGGAGCAGUCUUUCAAUGUAGAAUAGUUGGCAGGUUAUCUGACCCAGGUAUUCCCUGGUUUGGUUUUAUUUUAUUUUUUUUAGGCAAAAGUGGGCACAGAAUUAUUAAAGGCUGAUGGGAAGAUGACCAGGUACAGGGCAUCGGUGUGGUACUGGCAUAAAGCCAGCCACACAGAACUCAGUAGCAGGCAAAUGGGUUUGGAAAUGGUUUCUUCAGGCUUCCUGUGAUUGCAGCAGUGUGUGUGGCUGUGUGUGCUCAGCAGUUAGGUGGUUGAUCCAGGAAGGAGAUGCAGAUACAUAAGUUUUUUCUUUAAAAUCUUUUUUAAAAAAGUAGAGUACAUACUACUUUUUAAAGCAACUGUUUUGAAUAGGAGCAGAAACUAUUUUUAUAUUAGCAAUUUAGAGCAACUAUAUUUAAUUUGUUUUUUACUUGACAUAUAAGCAAUUUAUAACAUUGUUUUCCUCUGAUAGGAUUCUUUAGAGGCAUAUUUGGACUCAUCAGAUAAACUCUUUUCAGCUUGCAUGUGGCCUGGGGCUCUGAAUUCAACCUGCCCGCCCUUGGCUGACAAUAAUGAAAUGGAUAUAUCUGAAUUUGACCUAUUCUUUCUUCCACUGAAAGUCUUCACAGGCCAACAGAUGAGCAGAAAGGAUGCCUAGAAGUGAAUUCCACAAAUCCAAACUUGUUUUUAUUCAGGAGUACAUAAAUGGUUUCAGACUAAUAAUAACUUAAAUUUUUCUCAUUAUUUUGUUGUUGUUGUUUGUUUGUUUUUAUUUUUGAAAGCCACAGUUGUCAAUUUCUGGACAAAAAAGUGGAAUAUGACAUCUUUGCCAACUCUCAGGAAGAAUCCUAUCCUGUAUUGGCCUAGUUAAGACCAGGCCAGUAUGAAGGCAAUGUGGGCCAAAUUAGAAUUUCCAGAGAUCAAUGUUGAAGUUUGUCUUACUUUUCUAUUUAGGUUCAAAGUCUGUCCCUGAAUGCAAUUAUUUGUAAACGUUUUUUUUUUUUUAAUCAUUAAAACAAUUGUAGAU
Molecule: messenger RNA, 1537 nt
Organism: Ictidomys tridecemlineatus (thirteen-lined ground squirrel)
Lineage: Eukaryota; Metazoa; Chordata; Mammalia; Rodentia; Sciuridae
Source: RefSeq, a predicted model, not a curated record